Messenger RNA from Marasmius oreades (fairy-ring Marasmius), 565 nucleotides. RefSeq lists its product as uncharacterized. The transcript has 4 exons. The coding region runs from base 314 to 565 and encodes 83 amino acids. The record is from RefSeq and is a predicted model, not a curated record. Lineage: Eukaryota; Fungi; Basidiomycota; Agaricomycetes; Agaricales; Marasmiaceae.
UGGCCGUAUCCAUAAUUCGACCGUGACCUUGCUCCUCGAUUUACUCCAUCCACACGGUGCAGUAGUCGCUCGUAUAAGGUUCAAAAUCUGCUCUUCAAUGUCAAAUUAAAAAUACGCCCAAUUGUUGCUACUCUCAGAGGUAAUCCGACAAAUACACGCGGAAAAACACUAAAAAAAAAUACGGAAGCGAAUGUCCAAAGGGGUAUCGAAAACCAAUGUUCAGAGCAACGAAAGCAAUCAUAGAAAAAAAUAAUUCACGACGUCCAGGAUAGUAACGAAAAGAACAACAGAGUAAACCGUUCAAAAGUGUCCAAUGCAAACAACAGCUUCGAAGCAAUCAAGGCAAUCCCCUUCGAAGGAGACGAACACCAAGUUCCAACAGACUCUCAACGGCCAAUGCUCCACUACAAGUCAAGGUGACCGGGACCUGGUUAUUCAAGGGACGUUUACAAGUUUAUUAGCUCAGGGGGAGGUUGGGGGAGAAGUCGGUACUAUCACGAAACCAAGAAAUAAUUGUUUAAGCUUCAAGAAUAAAACGAUUAUUAACAAUCCCAGUUAUACGUGA